Messenger RNA from Aspergillus ibericus CBS 121593, 339 nucleotides. RefSeq lists its product as uncharacterized. The annotation marks the transcript as partial. Lineage: Eukaryota; Fungi; Ascomycota; Eurotiomycetes; Eurotiales; Aspergillaceae. The record is from RefSeq and is a predicted model, not a curated record. The transcript has a single exon. Gene Ontology annotation, cellular component: mitochondrion.
GGUGAGCCUAUCCAACAUGAGCAACUGUUCGCCUACACCAACGGUCGCUUUCUCGUCAACGAGAAAGCGGAAAUGUCAAAGCGAUAUGCCAAGUUCGACCUCACUGCUCUGUGCGAUACUGUGUCCGCUUUACCUCAAAUCUGUUCUCCCAUUGCUACCAUUGACAAAAUGGAAGGUGGCUUCAACAAGGCACUGCUCAUGACAGCCCAAAAUGGGAAACAAAUCAUUGCGAAAAUACCAUUUCCCAGUCUUGUUCCACAACAAUAUACUACGGCAUCGGAGGUAGCUGUCUUGAAAUAUGGUAUAUUACGGAACCCCUGCUAUAGCACCUUUCGCUGA